AUGGCCAUGCAGCCGGGGCUGUGCUAUUCGGCAGUGGAUUCACGGCAGGUGGUGGCCGCCCGAGAGGUGGAUCAGAGAAGCUGGCAGAGGAUGGGCGCUAUAGAGAAACCCCAAAACCUAGGGGGUUAUGGGCAAAUUAGCCCUUGUCUUCUACCUACUGGACAAGCGGAGAGCUGCACUGGCAGCGCUCGGCCGUCGAUCCCGGCCGCGAUGCGCGCCGCCGCUGGCCGCCCACGAGGCGAGGAUAAGGCCGACGAAGCCCUCCCCCUCGUCCCUAUCUUCCCCUCUCUCGCGCGCCCCUCUCUCGAGCUCGCUCGCGCUCGCGACCAAACCACUGGCCGCCGGCGAUCACCGCUCGCACCGCCACUACCGGCCACCCCGCGCCCAUCCGAGCAUGCCAAGAGCUCCGCAUCGCCGCCGAGCAACCUCCCCGUCGAAGGAAUCGUCUGGGGAGCGCUCGAAUCACCGCCGCCGAGUCCGUCUUCCUCGCGACCGGCGAAGCUCCCGGCGACCGCCGACUCGCCAUGCGGCCUCCUCCGACCCCGCUGCUUAGCCCUUCACGCUCCUGGUGAGCAGGGCUUCCUCCUGAGCCCCUCCUCUUCCUCCCUCCCCCUCUCUGUCGCCGCCGCGCACCCAUGCCCGGCCGCGCGGCUGCUGCCGCCGGCACGGCCGCUCAGACGACCUUUUCCGGGCGGCGCCGGCACCAUUGGAACCGCCGCGCCAGGCGCGCGUCCUAACGCGCCUGGUCGCCCGACCAGGGCGCCCCGUAGCCGCCGCGCCGCUCAUCCCUGGCGCCGGUCCGCCGUGGUGGGGCCCUUCGUCAGAGAUUAA
This is a messenger RNA of Lolium perenne, 831 nucleotides long. The record is from RefSeq and is a predicted model, not a curated record. NCBI's taxonomy places the organism in Eukaryota, Viridiplantae, Streptophyta, Magnoliopsida, Poales, Poaceae.